Molecule: messenger RNA, 683 nt
Organism: Asterias rubens (European starfish)
Lineage: Eukaryota; Metazoa; Echinodermata; Asteroidea; Forcipulatida; Asteriidae
Product: ubiquitin-conjugating enzyme E2 Z-like
Exons: 3
Coding region: 282-683 (133 amino acids)
Biological process (GO): negative regulation of apoptotic process
Cellular component (GO): nucleus
Molecular function (GO): ubiquitin conjugating enzyme activity; cysteine-type endopeptidase inhibitor activity
Source: RefSeq, a predicted model, not a curated record
AGUAGCAUAUUAUUUAACCUGUGUCGUGUGAUCUGGGGAGUCACGGACAUGGAACCUGAAUGGCAGAGCAUUUACUUUUUACCAAUCGCAUUUGGGAGCAUUAUGAUUAAAUAAACCAUGGAGGAGGCGGCUCCAUGCGGAUGAACAAUCGCAAUCGGUCCGAACAAUCUGCAACUUCACUUCACACUGCACUCUGUUAACUGUACUAAAUUAAUAAAACAGUCUGAACUGUAGGCUACUUACUAGUGUAGCAUCACCUUGCAGUGUGGUGUGCAUCAAUCAUGGCCGAAUCGGCCGUAGCAAGUACUGUAGGCCCACAUCAACAUUUGCAUCAACCUAAUACAACGUCUUGGGAUCCAGUGUUAAGCAAAGAUUGGGACAAACAGAAGGCAACUCAACAAUGUAUUCUAAGAAUCAAACGAGAUAUAAUGAAUAUUUAUGCUGAGCCCCCUCCAGGCAUGUGUAUUGUACCCGAAGAAGACAUCACAAAGGUGCAUGCCUUGAUAACAGGACCAUUUGACACACCAUAUGAGGGGGGUUUCUUCCAUUUUGUGAUCCGAUUCCCACCAGAUUAUCCAAUCAGACCACCACGGGUAAAGCUGGUCACUAAUGGAGAAGGAAAAGUGCGCUUCAACCCUAAUCUUUAUCGAAAUGGCAAAGUCUGUUUAAGUAUUCUUGGGUAA